UCUGUCCAGGUGUCCACAUCCUGAUUGCAGUGGGCGCAGUGAUGAUGGUGGUCGGCUUCCUUGGUUGCUAUGGCGCCAUCCAGGAGUCCCAGUGUCUGCUGGGAACGUUCUUCGCCUGCCUCAUCAUCCUGUUCGCCUGUGAAGUUGCAGCUGGAAUCUGGGGCUUCAUGAACAAAGACACUGUUGCCACGGAGAUGAUCAGCUUCUACGACUCUGCGUAUGACAAGGCCAUAUCCUUCCCAGCGUUACCAGGAACAGAAAAGGACAACAAGGAGAAGGACGCCGUCACCGCUGUGCUCCGGGUCUUCCACGAGACGGUAAGAACAAAACGAAAUGACUCGAAGAUAACUCAUUCAUUUUGA
Notothenia coriiceps (black rockcod) is the source of this 362-nucleotide messenger RNA. RefSeq names its product CD81 antigen-like. Lineage: Eukaryota; Metazoa; Chordata; Actinopteri; Perciformes; Nototheniidae. Gene Ontology annotation, cellular component: plasma membrane. The transcript has 3 exons. The coding region runs from base 42 to 362 and encodes 106 amino acids. The record is from RefSeq and is a predicted model, not a curated record.